AUGUCAACUUCGUCCGCUAAUCCUGAGACUAGCCGGCCAUCGGGGCCUCAGACUCCAGUCUCAUCAUUACCGAAGCCGGUGAUCAUUGGCCUAUACGGAGUACCAGGAUGUGGAAAGUCGUAUUUGCUCAAAGAACUAAAACAAGAGCUCAACGCAGAAACUUUUGAAUUCUACGAGGGCUCCGAGGUGAUCAGUUCUCUUGUUCCAGGAGGCCUUAGCGCUUUUAAGAAAUUAGAAGAGUCCGAAAAAGAUCAUCAUCGUAAGCUUGCUAUCGACCACAUUGCACAGAGCUGCUCCGUGACAGGACGUGUCGGAGUUGUUGUGGGGCACUUCAUGUUCUGGGAAGAGGGUGAAGAAACUGGACGCAUAGUGUGUACGAAGAAUGAUUUGGAAGUGUACACGCACAUUCUCUACUUGAAUAUCGACCCCGAACUUAUUUCAAGAUAUCGGUUAGACGACACUGAGAGGGCUCGCCCAUUAGUUUCCGUCGAACACUUAUGCAAAUGGCAAGAAGCCGAGAAGAUUCAGCUACGUCAACUCUGCUACGACAAUAACAUUUUAUUUUCAUCAAUAUCCCCGAAGAGAUGGUCACUCUUCCAGAUCUCGACAUUGAUACGAGACUUCCAGCACCACACAAAAGAUGUGAAUCUUUCCCGCGCCGUAGACAAGCUGGACAGAACCCUUGCGAAUGGCACACACCAACUGCAUACAAUGCUUGUACUGGACGCCGAUAAAACACUAGUUGCAGAGGAUACUGGAAAGUUGUUUUGGGAAGUGGCUUCAAGGCAUCAGCCAGAGAUACCAAAUGAUGCAGCACUAAAGAAAAUAUUCAGUAGCAGAUUGGGAUAUUCCUACUCGGCCUUUCGGCAAGCUGUUCUGCUAUACGAGGAGAGCUUUAUUGAUGAUACGUUUGACCUUCUCUGUGAAGAAGUAGCAGCAUCGGUAACUCUACGGCCCGAAUUUAUUUCACUCUUGCAAAGGGUAAAGGAGCAUGAUCAUGUCGGGGCUUUAGUUGUUACAUGUGGACUACGACAUAUAUGGGAUAAGAUCCUCCGAAGAGCAGGUCUGUCCGAAACAGUGAAGGUUAUUGGCGGAGGACGUAUUGCAGAUGGCUUUGUCGUCACCCCAGAGGUCAAGGCUUCCCUAGUUCGCCGCCUCCAAUCAACCUAUGGACUCCAUACUUGGGCCUUUGGGGAUAGCCCGCUAGAUUUGGCGAUGCUCAGUCAAGCGGAUAAAGCUGUCGUUAUAGUUGGCGAAGAGAUAUCGAGAAGCAAGUCCAUGGAUACAGCUUUGCUAGAGGCUAUUGAUAACGGCCUUGAAGCUUACCAAGCUCUGUUGCCCAGAAAUGUCCCACCACGACUAGAUACCGGAAAACUCCCCCUGGUAGACUUUUACGACUCAAAGUUUAUUGAUUCCCUCUUCUCCGGCCCCUUGAACAAUAACAGCCGCGAGCUCCGUCUAAUACACGCCACAGAGAAGCGGUCUGCCAAACUAUUAAUGACACCUAUGCGCGAUGCAAUGAUUGCUGGUCACAACCUUAGAGAAGCUCAUCAAAACGCUGGGUGGUACUUGGCAAUUGAAUUCUUAUCAGAGCUUGUUGGCGUUGAAGAGUACUCCAUAGAUCACGUCCAGGGCAAUAAGACAAGCGGCCAUCGACUUUGCCACGAGGAAGACACCCUAAUCGUCCCGUUGAUGCGUGGCGGCGAAGCCAUGGCUUUUGGUGUUAGUCGAGCCAUCCCCCUCGCCCGAUUCGUUCACGCAAGCCGCCCAGACGACAUCAAGGCUGGCCAUCUUCACAAUAUCCGCAACGUGAUAUUAGUUGACUCAGUUAUCAAUAACGGCGGCACGAUAGUGGAAUUUGCACAACACGUGCGAAAUCUAAACGGUGAAGUCCGCGUUGUAGUAAUCGCCGGGGUCGUUCAGAAGAAGUCGAUCACUCCGGGCGGUCAAGUAUCAGAGUAUGCUCGCGAAGCAGGACUAGAGCUCAUAGCCCUGCGCGUUUCGGAAAACAAGUACACCGGAAGCGGCGGUACUGAUACAGGGAAUCGUCUCUUCAACACGACGCAUCUUUCGAGAUAG
This is a messenger RNA of Daldinia loculata, 2079 nucleotides long. RefSeq names its product uracil phosphoribosyltransferase-domain-containing protein. The record is from RefSeq and is a predicted model, not a curated record. Gene Ontology annotation, biological process: dephosphorylation; L-serine biosynthetic process. NCBI's taxonomy places the organism in Eukaryota, Fungi, Ascomycota, Sordariomycetes, Xylariales, Hypoxylaceae. Gene Ontology annotation, molecular function: magnesium ion binding. Bases 1 to 2079 code for a protein of 692 amino acids. The transcript has a single exon. Gene Ontology annotation, cellular component: cytoplasm.